AUGUCUAUGCCAAGUAAAGAUUUAGAUGAAUUAGAGAAAUUAUUUUGUGCUCUUGAUGAAAAAAAAACAGGAAGAGACCAAGAAAUAAAUUAUAGUGAAUUCUUAGCGGCAACAUUUCAGACACAAGUUGCUCUUAGUCAAUCUCUUAUUAGAGAGGCAUUUGAGAGGUUAGAUGUAGACCAGAGUGGAGAAAUAAGUUUAGAUAAUCUUCGUCAUAUAUUAGGUGAUUCUUAUGGUGGUGUAUUAGCAGAAGAAAUUCUUCAGCAAUGUGAUAUAAAAAAGAAUGGUGUUAUUGAUUUCGAGGAGUUUAUGGUAGCAUUAACCGGUGCAGUGACAUUUGAUAGAGAAAGAGGAAAUUCUUUCCUACAAAAAUUACCAAGAAAAGAACAAUCAGAAGUAUUAUCUAGAGUUCAAAGAAACCUUUCCGACCUUGCAGACGUGAGGGAGAAAUCUCUUGCCUCUAACCCGCCGCAACAGCAACAGCAGCAACAGCAGCAGCAACAGCAGCAACAGCAGCAGCAGCAACAGCAGCAACAGCAGCAGCAGCAGCAGCAGCAGGAAAAGCAGCAGCAAAGUUACGGCGAGGAGAAAGCCGAAGCAGCAACAGCAGCAGUAACAGAAACAGCAGCAGAGACAGCAGCAGAAACCGUGGCAGUAGAGACAGCAGCAGCAGAAACUGCAGCAGCAGCAACAACAGCAGCAGCAACAACUGCAGCAGCAACUGCAGCAGCAGAAGCAACAUCAGCAGCAGAGAGUUCAACCGCAGACAAAUCACCAGCAGCAGAAACAGCAGCAGCAGCAGAACGCCCAACACCAGAAACCGCAGCAGCAGCAGCAGAAAAUGCUGCUGCUGCUGCUGCAGCAGCAGCAGCAGCAGGGCAACCUGCAGCACCGAACACAGCAGCAACUGCUGCAGAUCCUGUAGCGGAAGCAGAAGCAGCAGCAGCAGCAGAGCCUGCUGCACCAACCUAG
Eimeria maxima is the source of this 972-nucleotide messenger RNA. RefSeq lists its product as hypothetical. Gene Ontology annotation, molecular function: calcium ion binding; transcription coactivator activity. The coding region runs from base 1 to 972 and encodes 323 amino acids. The record is from RefSeq and is a predicted model, not a curated record. Gene Ontology annotation, biological process: positive regulation of transcription by RNA polymerase II. The transcript has 5 exons. Gene Ontology annotation, cellular component: nucleus. Lineage: Eukaryota; Apicomplexa; Conoidasida; Eucoccidiorida; Eimeriidae.